AUGUCAAACGUGGACCUCCAACAAGUACAAACCACUACCACUAGUAAUAAAUUAAAUUUAGUAAAAUUAAAAGAAUAUGUUACUGAACAAUUUAAUCAUAAUUUAUUACCAGUAUUAGAAGAUUUUAUUCGUAUUCCUAAUUUAUCACCUAAUUUUGAUAAAGAAGUAUUAAGUAAUGGACAUAUGGAACAAGCCUUGAGUUUAAUUGUACAUUGGAUUAAAAAUCAAAAUAUCAAAGGUUUAAAUUUAAAUGUUAUGAGAAUUGAGGGAAAAACUCCUUUAAUUUUCAUUGAUAUUGAUUCUACUAUUAUUGGAAAGGAAGGAUGGAAAGAAAAUGUACCAACAGUAUUCAUGUAUGGUCAUGCCGAUAAACAACCACCAAAUACUGGAUGGGCUGAAGGAUUAGGACCAUACGAUCCUGUCAUUAGAACACGUUUACCUUCUACUUUUAAUACUUCUACAACUGAUGAUAGUAAUAAUAAUACUGUUAGUAAUAAUACUGACAGUAAUACUGAUAGUAAUACCGAAGAUAAAAAAGAUGAAGAUUUAUAUUUAUAUGGACGUGGUAGUAAUGAUGAUGGAUAUGCAGUAUUUUCAUCAAUAUUAUCAAUUAAAUCACUUCAAGAACAAUCUAUUGAACAUGGACGUAUUAUUAUAGUAUGUGAAUUUAGUGAAGAGAGUGGAUCAUGUGAUUUACCAUAUUACCUCUGUCAAAUAUUACCAUAUAAUAGAACUGAACAUAUUAGAAGUAAAAUGACAGCAGAGGAUUUAUCACUCAUUCCAUCACAUUGUUUAUCUGAUGAUUAUAAAGGAAUGAUUCAAAGUUGUGUUGAUUUGGUUAUUUGUUUAGAUUCUGGUGUUGGUAAUUAUGAACGUAUUUGGACUACUAUUAGUUUGAGAGGAAUAUUUGUUUUUGAAUUGCACGUUUCUUUAAUUAGAGAAGGAGUACAUUCAGGUGGAUAUAGUGGAUUAGUAUCUGAUUCAUUUAGAGUAAUUAGAAUGUUAUUAUCUAGAAUUGAAAAUGAACAAGAUGGAUCAAUUAAAAUUCCAGAAUUAUAUGGAACACCAAAAGAAGAAAAAGAUCCAAUUCAUUCUAAUUUACCUAAAUGGGUAGUUGAAAAAUUUAAAAAAACAGUAGAAUUAUUAGGAUAUAGUGGAGUAUGUGAAUCAGUUCCAUUAUUAAAUUCUUCAGUUGAAUUAAUGAAUCAAGAUUUAUUAGAAUUAUUAUUAAACAAAACAUGGAGACCAACUUUAACAAUAACAGGUGCAAAUGGUUUACCACCAAUUGAAACAGCUGGUAAUGUAUUAAGACCAUUAACAGCAUUAAAAUGUUCAAUUAGAUUACCACCACAUGUUACACCAAAUGAACAACUUGAACAAUUAGUUUUAAAUGAGCUCAUUAGAAAUCCACCCUAUAAUGCACAAGUACAAAUUAAGAAUAUUCAUACUGGAAGUGGAUGGUGUUGUAGUGAAUUUGAUGAAUGGUUAACAAAUUCACUAAAUGAAUCAUCUAGAGAAUUCUUUAAUGUUGAUGAAAUUGGAUGUUUAGGUGAAGGUGGCACAAUUCCAUUUAUGAAAGUUUUAAAUGAUUGUUAUCCACAAGCUCAAAUGUUAAUUACUGGUGUUGCAGGUCCUGGUUCAAAUGCACACGGUCCAAAUGAACAUUUGAAUUUAAAUUAUACAAAGAAAAUUAUCUGUUCAGUUGCUAAACUUUUAAAUGAUCAUAGUAUUGUUAAUAAAAAGAAAUAA
Naegleria gruberi is the source of this 1749-nucleotide messenger RNA. RefSeq lists its product as uncharacterized. The record is from RefSeq and is a predicted model, not a curated record. The transcript is spliced from 3 exons. Gene Ontology annotation, molecular function: peptidase activity. The coding region runs from base 1 to 1749 and encodes 582 amino acids. Gene Ontology annotation, biological process: proteolysis. NCBI's taxonomy places the organism in Eukaryota, Heterolobosea, Eutetramitea, Acrasida, Naegleriidae.